This is a messenger RNA of Talaromyces rugulosus, 1266 nucleotides long. RefSeq lists its product as uncharacterized. The transcript has 5 exons. Gene Ontology annotation, cellular component: cytoplasm. The record is from RefSeq and is a predicted model, not a curated record. Gene Ontology annotation, biological process: phosphatidylethanolamine biosynthetic process; phosphatidylcholine biosynthetic process. Bases 1 to 1266 code for a protein of 421 amino acids. NCBI's taxonomy places the organism in Eukaryota, Fungi, Ascomycota, Eurotiomycetes, Eurotiales, Trichocomaceae. Gene Ontology annotation, molecular function: choline kinase activity; ethanolamine kinase activity.
AUGGCUACUACGAACGGGACUCUCAGGCACAUACCACUCUCCUACAACAAUGCCGACUCACAAGCCUCCGCGCUGAGGUUGGUUCUCUCCAUUAAUCCCCAUUGGGAAGGAGCCGAUAACCGGAUUGAAUUCAUACGAUUCACUGACGGGAUCACCAAUACUUUAUUGAAGAUCAUCAACCGCAAGCCCGGUUUGACGGAAGAACAGAUCGAUGCCGAGGCCGUGCUGAUGCGCGCGUAUGGUAACCACACCGAAAUUCUCAUAGAUCGUGAAAGGGAAACUAGAUCCCAUACCUUGCUGGCCCAAUAUGGUCUCGCGCCUCCGCUACUAGCCCGGUUUCAGAACGGCCUGUUGUAUCGCUUCAUCCGGGGCCAGCCCACAAAACCAGCUGAUUUGGUUGAACCGGCCAUCUGGAAAGCCGUUGCUCGUCGCCUAGGCCAAUGGCAUGCUACCCUUCCUGUUAUCUCGCAUGCUUCCAGCCAAGCAGCCAACUCCUCGGAUGGCGAAGGUGCUGUCUUUCGCCCCGAGAAAACGAUACCAGUGCAGAAAGGCGACGAUAUUACACCUAUUCGACCUCGUCAGGCCGGGCCCAAUACAUGGACUGUAAUGCAGAAGUGGAUUCUUGCAUUACCAGCCGGUACAGAAGAAGAGCGGUUACGUCGGCAUGGCCUCCAGAAAGAGCUGGAGCGUAUUGUCGCCGAACUCGAUGAUGGAAAUGGCAUUGGUGAAGAUGGGCUCAUUUUUGCCCAUUGCGAUUUACUAUGUGCCAACGUGAUCAUGAUACCUCCAACAACAAAUGGAGCCACUCACAGCCACCAGGAUGUUGAAGAAGUUCACUUCAUCGAUUACGAAUAUGCCACUCCGUCCCCGGCCGCCUUUGAUAUUGCGAACCACUUUGCUGAAUGGGGUGGGUAUGACUGUGACUAUAACAUGAUGCCAACACGCUCCAUACGACGGGAAUUUCUGACGGAAUACGUCAAGAGUUUCGUUAAGCACGGGGGCAAGGGGGCAGAUUCUGACCAGCAAAAAGUGGUGGACAAACUCUUCCAAGAUGUAGACCGAUUCAGAGGAAUCCCCGGUUUCUAUUGGGGUGUUUGGUCUCUUAUCCAAGCAACAAUCUCACAAAUCGACUUUGACUAUGCCUCGUACGCAGAAGUCCGACUGGGCGAAUACUGGGCUUGGCGACACGAGCAAGAUGGAACCCGCGCUCAAAACACCGGCGAAGAAAUGCCGCUACGAGAACGGAGAUGGGCGCAGGAAGCCUAA